GAGUGAGGACGCCGGGCUCUAGAGCGAACGAGGAGAAGCCACUGCAAGUCCCCCACCUCUGCCACCCAGGUUGGGGUCUGCCCAGGUUUGCUCUAUGGGCUAGUGUGGGCUGCAGGCCCCUCUCUGUUUCUGCCCUGCUGCCCGCUGUCUUCCCUCUCCUCCUUGGGGAGCCCCUGCGUCCCUCCCCCAAGGUGGAAUAAGCGGGCUCAAGGCUCCCAGGGGAGAGCGAUCGCCUGGCCCUGCCCUGCCCCACACCACAUCAUGGCCCUUCUGCUGUUGCCCCUCUUGCUGGCCUCCCUCCUCCCCUGCAGCUCCUGUAACAAAGCCAACAAGCACAAGCCUUGGAUCGAGGCAGAAUACCAGGGCAUCGUCAUGGAGAACGACAACACAGUCCUGCUGAACCCACCACUCUUCGCCUUGGACAAGGACGCCCCCCUGCGAUAUGCAGGUGAGAUCUGUGGCUUCCGGCUCCACGGGUCUGGGGUGCCCUUUGAGGCUGUGAUCCUGGACAAGGCGACAGGCGAAGGGCUGAUCCGGGCCAAGGAGCCAGUGGACUGUGAGGCCCAGAAGGAGCACACCUUCACCAUCCAGGCCUAUGACUGUGGCGAGGGGCCCGACGGGGCCAACACCAAGAAGUCCCACAAGGCGACUGUGCAUGUGCGGGUCAACGACGUGAAUGAGUUUGCUCCGGUGUUUGUGGAGCGGCUGUACCGCGCUGCAGUGACCGAGGGGAAGCUGUAUGACCGCAUCCUGCGGGUGGAAGCCAUCGAUGGUGACUGUUCCCCCCAGUACAGCCAGAUCUGCUAUUACGAGAUCCUCACACCCAACACCCCCUUCCUCAUCGACAAUGAUGGGAACAUUGAGAACACAGAGAAGCUGCAAUACAGUGGUGAGAGGCUCUACAAGUUUACAGUGACGGCUUAUGACUGCGGGAAGAAGCGGGCGGCAGAUGAUGCCGAGGUGGAGAUCCAGGUGAAGCCCACCUGUAAACCCAGCUGGCAAGGCUGGAACAAAAGGAUUGAAUAUGCACCAGGCGCCGGGAGCUUGGCUUUGUUCCCUGGUAUCCGCCUGGAGACCUGUGAUGAACCUCUCUGGAACAUUCAGGCCACCAUUGAGCUGCAGACCAGCCAUGUGGCCAAGGGCUGUGACCGCGACAACUACUCAGAGCGGGCACUGCGGAAACUCUGUGGUGCUGCCACUGGGGAGGUGGAUCUGUUGCCCAUGCCUGGCCCCAGUGCCAACUGGACGGCAGGACUCUCGGUGCACUACAGCCAGGACAGCAGCCUUAUCUACUGGUUCAACGGCACCCAAGCUGUGCAGGUGCCCCUGGGUGGCACAGCUGGGCUGGGCUCUGGGCCCCAGGACAGCCUCAGUGACCAUUUUACCCUGUCAUUCUGGAUGAAGCAUGGUGUAACUCCCAACAAGGGCAAGAAGGAAGAGGAAACCAUUGUGUGUAACACUGUCCAGAAUGAGGACGGCUUCUCUCACUACUCACUGACCGUCCAUGGCUGCAGAAUUGCCUUCCUCUACUGGCCUCUGCUUGAGAGUGCCCGCCCAGUCAAGUUCCUCUGGAAGCUGGAGCAGGUCUGCGACGAUGAGUGGCACCACUAUGCUUUGAACCUCGAGUUCCCCACAGUCACACUCUAUGCUGACGGCAUCUCCUUUGACCCUGCCCUCAUCCAUGACAAUGGUCUCAUCCACCCACCCCGGAGGGAACCUGCUCUCAUGAUUGGGGCCUGCUGGACUGAGGAGAAGAACAAAGAGAAAGAAAAGGGAGGAGACAACAGUACGGACACCACACAAGGAGACCCCUUGCCGAUCCACCACUACUUCCAUGGCUACCUGGCUGGUUUCAGCGUGCGCUCAGGCCGCCUGGAGAGCCGUGAGGUCAUCGAGUGCCUCUAUGCAUGUCGGGAGGGGCUGGACUAUAGGGAUUUCGAGAGCCUGGGCAAAGGCAUGAAGGUCCACGUGAACCCCUCGCAGUCCCUGCUCACCCUGGAGGGGGAUGAUGUGGAGACCUUCAACCAUGCCCUGCAGCAUGUGGCUUACAUGAACACUCUGCGCUUUGCCACGCCUGGCGUCAGGCCCCUGCGCCUCACCACUGCCGUCAAGUGUUUCAGUGAAGAAUCCUGUGUCUCCAUCCCUGAAGUGGAGGGCUAUGUGGUGGUACUUCAGCCUGAUGCCCCCCAGAUCCUGCUGAGUGGCACUGCUCAUUUUGCCCGCCCAGCUGUGGACUUCGAGGGACCAGAGGGGAUCCAUUUGUUCCCCGAUCUUCAAAUCACUUGCUCCAUUUCGCACCAAGUGGAGGCCAAAAAGGAUGAGAGUUGGCAGGGCACAGUGACAGACACUCGCAUGUCGGAUGAGAUCGUGCACAACCUGGACGGCUGUGAAAUUUCUCUGGUGGGGGAUGACCUAGACCCCGAGCGGGAAAGCCUGAUCUUGGAUGUGGCAUCCUUGCAGCAGCGAGGGCUGGAGCUCACCAACACAUCUGCCUACCUCACCAUUGCCGGGGUGGAGAGCAUCACUGUGUAUGAAGAGAUCCUGAGGCAGGCUCGUUAUCGGCUGCGACACGGAGCUGCUCUCUAUGCCAGAAAAUUCCGGCUUUCCUGCUCGGAAAUGAAUGGUCGUUACUCCAGCAAUGAAUUCAUAGUGGAGGUCAACGUCUUGCACAGCAUGAACUGGGUUGCCCACCCCAGCCACGUGCUCAGCUCCCAGCAGUUCCUGCACCGUGGUCAUCAGCCACCCCCUGAAAUGGCUGGACACAGCCUGGCCAGCUCCCACCGAAACUCCAUGGUCCCGAGUGCAGCGACCCUCAUCAUUGUGGUGUGUGUGGGCUUCCUGGUGCUCAUGGUCAUCCUGGGCCUUGUUCGCAUCCACUCCCUUCACCGCCACGUCUCGGGGGCCGGCGGGCCCCCAGGGGCCUCCAGUGACCCCAAGGACCCUGACCUCUUCUGGGAUGACUCAGCUCUCACCAUUAUUGUGAACCCCAUGGAGUCCUACCAGAACCGGCAGGCCUGCGUGGCGGGGGCUGCUGGUGGCCAGCAGGAGGACGAGGACAGCAGUGACUCAGAGGCCGCUGACUCCCCCAGCAGUGACGAGAGACGCAUCAUUGAGACCCCCCCACACCGCUACUAAGGCCUACACCCCUCCUCAAACAGAGAGAGUUUUGCCCUGGUGAGAUAGAGACACCCAGAAAAGUGAGGACAUUCUGAGAGAAGAGAGACCAAGAGGGAGAGAGCUCUUCAGAAUGAGUUGUCCUUUAAUCUCAAAAUCCCGGUGGGCGCCACUGCAGUCCGCCCCACCCCUUCUCCUCCACCUCUGGGCUCUUCUUAUUCUGGUGUGGGAGACUGUGGCUGCCUUUUCUGCCCCUGAUGGCAGCCACCCCCUUAGCUCACCCUUGUCUCUGUCUCUCCCCCACCAGCUGUGCGCUGUGCUGGGUGGAGUGUCAGUAGCAUUGGUGGGGGCCAGGGGUGGGAUUGAAGGAAUCUCUGUGCUCUGCCCUUCCCUACUCUCCUGUCCAUGGAGGCCUUUCUCCCCCAGGCUCCCUCAGCUGGGCCUUCCUUGCUUCUCUUAUGAUCCCCUUACCUCUCUUUCCAUUUCACUCUGGGGAUCCCUGCUUCUUCACCUUGCCCGCUUCCUUCCUUUUCUGUCCUUUUUCCCUCCUAUCCUUGCCUGAGGUCCUACAGCCCCUGCCUCUUCCUACAUGACCUGGUUGUGGCUAGGUUGAGGGGGUGGGAGGGGGAGCGGGGUCUCGGGUGUAUUAUAUAUAAUGUAUAUUUUUUCAUGUUGUCAUGUGAGCGCAGCCCCUGUGUUCCGUGUGCAGCUCACAGCCUUGCGUGUGUGCGCGUGUGGCAUCGUCAUGUCCUGGGGUGGGGGUAGGGGGAUGGGUGUGGUAGGGAGGAGACACACCCUUGGGUUUUCAAAUAAAA
Messenger RNA from Diceros bicornis minor, 3929 nucleotides. It is a transcript of the gene CLSTN3, whose product is annotated as calsyntenin 3. The transcript is spliced from 18 exons. Gene Ontology annotation, molecular function: X11-like protein binding; kinesin binding; calcium ion binding. The coding region runs from base 262 to 3135 and encodes 957 amino acids. Gene Ontology annotation, biological process: positive regulation of synaptic transmission; positive regulation of synapse assembly; homophilic cell-cell adhesion. Gene Ontology annotation, cellular component: cell surface; postsynaptic membrane. NCBI's taxonomy places the organism in Eukaryota, Metazoa, Chordata, Mammalia, Perissodactyla, Rhinocerotidae. The record is from RefSeq and is a predicted model, not a curated record.